AUGGAAGGAUAUAUAGAAAUGACCCACGAUCUGAGAUUCAGGCUCAUACAACAGACUCACAUUGAGAAAGGUAGUGGUCAGUCUGGUGUAGGUUUGUGCUUAGUUACCAACUUAGGCCAGAGCCCUAAGUAUGCCCAGGAAUGUUGCCACACACACUCUCAGCAGAGCAACACAUCCUUUCUUGCAGAAUUGCCUGAACCUGAACCUGAACCUUACAAAGCAGGGUCAUUUGAAGAAUUGUCUGAACCAGACAACAGCUAUGAGGAUGUUCCUGAAGUUGAAACAGAAGCUGUACAGAAGCCUCAUGCAUGUACAGGAUCAAAAAAACGAUGGUCGAAAGAGGAGGAGAGUGCUCUACGGGAAGCCUUUGACAUUCAGAUAAAAAUGCAGAAAAACGUUUCAACAAUGGAGAUCAGGAAAGCACAGAAGUGUUAUCCUGUGUUGCAAGACAGAUCAGAAGCUGUUAUUCGGACAAAAAUAAACAACAUCAAAUUAGGAAAAUACAAAAAAAUAUGAACUGAAUUCAACCACUGCUAGAUAAGGGUAAUUUAAAAAAAAAUAAAGCCAUUGGUUUACAGUUGUAUGAUCAUGAACAUUUCUUGUGUCAGAAUGCCGAAAUUGAUGAGUGAAUUGGACUUUGCAAAGACAUGUGUUUUUGAAAUUAUAAAUGACUUUCACUGUUUAGUUUUCGCAGUGACCUUUGGAGGAAAUUGCUUUUCCAAUCAAUAACUGGAGAACCGUUGGGCCAAGCUUUGUGAAACUUAAUAGGAAGGUUUGUUUUUUUGUUGACCUCUAUUGUUUUUAGGUGACUAGGUCAAAGGUCAAAGUGACCUUGUAUGUUCAAACACUGUGAAAGAGUUGGGCCUAAGUUAAAGAAACAUAGUGUAGUUGGCUGUGACCAGUAGAUGGCACCUAUGAAUUUUCAGGUCACAGAAUAAGUUCAAGGUCAUAAGUGCAAUGUUGCAUAUAGAGAUAUUGUAUACUCUCAUUUUGCGACAAAUAUUGGCAUGGGGCAUCUGUGUUGUAUGGACAUAUUUCUAGUUCAUCAAGCGAGUUUGUAUUUGUACCUGCCAUGCACCGGCAUUGACUAAUGGAUCAGUCUGGGUGCAAGGUGUGCAGUCUGAUCUGGGUCACACUGUUUGCUAAUCACCAGUAAUUAUUGUAGAUCUCUUAUGAACAGCAUGGCCCAGUUUAGACUUUGAUCUCAAGAGCAGUUUGGUCUAAGUCAAUGCUGGUUGCUGAUGCAUGAUGGUUGCUUGUACAUCAGACCUUAUUUGUACCUGUUUAAACAUUAUUUUCUUACUUUUGUCAGUUUUUUUUUCAUUUGUUGUGUCAUUAUAUUUAAGGUCCAGAAGCACAGUUGUCAAUUACGUUGGAGCAGUAUUAGAGUCACUACAUUACUUAAACAUACUGACCUUUUUUAGCUAUUGUGAUCACUAGGUUGUCGAUAUUGUCUGCGCCAUCGUCAGCCACGGCGUGCAAACACUUUUAUGUAAGCCAUAACAUUUAUUAUCGCAAAUGGCAAGAGCUUUCAAAUGGCUAAUAUUUCAUUGAGUGUGACCUUCUUGGUGACCUUCAAAAAAAAGACAAGCAUUGGGGCAUUACGACUCUUGUUUCAUCAAAAAAAAAUAUUUGUUCAAGGUAACUACAAUUAGUCCUCUACAACUUUCACAUUUUAUUUAGUUCAACAGUUCUAUCACAUUUUACAAGUUUUACAUAUUUUUGAGAAAAAAAGUAAAGCUGUGCUACUGUGGACAUUCAUUGUUUUACUCUUUUUUAUUAUUAAUUAAUGAUCUUUAAGAUUG
Messenger RNA from Dreissena polymorpha, 1805 nucleotides. RefSeq lists its product as uncharacterized. The record is from RefSeq and is a predicted model, not a curated record. The transcript is spliced from 4 exons. The coding region runs from base 1 to 516 and encodes 171 amino acids. NCBI's taxonomy places the organism in Eukaryota, Metazoa, Mollusca, Bivalvia, Myida, Dreissenidae.